Molecule: messenger RNA, 396 nt
Organism: Fonticula alba
Lineage: Eukaryota; Rotosphaerida; Fonticulaceae
Exons: 3
Coding region: 1-396 (131 amino acids)
Source: RefSeq, a predicted model, not a curated record
AUGCUGCCCGGGACCCGCGACACGCCCUUGGGCGCCAGUCACAACAAUGAGCCAUUGUUUGGGCUGUUGGCCCCCGGGCUGGUGCUUUCCCCUGCAACACGCCGAAUCCGGAGUCUGUGUGCCGCGGGUGCGGCCGGCGCUGGGCCGCGUCGGCCGCCCGCUGUCGCCCGGCUCGCGCCGCCGGGUGGCAUGGCAGCCGCCGCUGGCGUUGGCCCAGCGUGCACCUGGACUUACACGGGUGCUGUGGCCGGGUCGGGUCUGGGUGGCGAAAUCCCGACGGCGGGAACGGGUUUUCACCCGCAUUUGCGCUGCCUGUCGGGCGUCUCGCCACAGGGUCAGGCGCCGACACACCGGCGGCCGGGCGGCGGGCCUGUCUGCGGCGUUUCCCUGCGCUAG